Hibiscus syriacus is the source of this 1550-nucleotide messenger RNA. RefSeq lists its product as uncharacterized. The transcript has 4 exons. Bases 183 to 1214 code for a protein of 343 amino acids. Gene Ontology annotation, cellular component: membrane. Lineage: Eukaryota; Viridiplantae; Streptophyta; Magnoliopsida; Malvales; Malvaceae. Gene Ontology annotation, biological process: CAAX-box protein processing. Gene Ontology annotation, molecular function: metalloendopeptidase activity. The record is from RefSeq and is a predicted model, not a curated record.
UUUACGAAACAACCCCCGAAAAUCCAUUGGAUCAGGGAAAAGGAAGGAUUACCAAGGAAACUGGAAAGUAGCUUCCAACACCCUAAACUCGGAGCCCCAAACUCCUCACAGAUAGGGUUCAUAAUUCAGAGUUAUGCCUUUUUAAUGCCGCAAUCUGUUGUGGUUCUUGAAAUUAGGGCCUCAUGUUCAUCUCCUGUUGCUCUCAGUACCCUGUUCUUGCACCUUCUCUCUCCAAAUUUCGGGUUCCGAACCGCCCCGGUACCUUUUCUUUAACCCGGAGCUCCCGGAUCUUUGAAUACAAUCCCAAGCUCACGAAGAACAAAUGGAAAAUUUCAUGCUUUAGGCAUGAAGGGGUUUCCCCAGAAAAUCCAAAACCUGUAUACAUUGAGCAUUUUCUGCCUGAAGAAUUAGUGCAGAUCAAGUUCGACAAGUCAAGUGCUCAGAAAAGAGAUUGGAAAUAUACUUUUAAAGAGGCUGCAGAUGCAAUCUUGAGGGCUAUUGGUAGCAGGUGGACUGUACCAUGGACAGCAGAGACCAUUCUGCAGGUUAUGCUUCUAUGGGUAGCUGCAUUCUGGUUCAUUGGGUCUUGGAUGGUUCCUUUUGCUGCUUACAUGGCAGGGUUCAGCAAGGAAUCUCUAAAAUUCAGAGGGCAAGCCUUGGUCAGCCUUGUGACUGACGUAACUGAAGGCCUUGCUGGGAUUGUAAUACUCAACCGCUGCCUGUCUCAAUUUCAUCCCCUUCCAUCAGAUUGGUUUAAAUUUAGCUUGAGAGGGAAGUGGCUUUUUGAUGUUGCUCUAGGAUGCCUCAUGUUUCCUCUCGUCAAUCGAUUAUCACAGUUCAACCUCAACUUGUUGCCACUGAUGCCUUCUACUCCUGUAACCCUUUCAAGUGUUGAGCAAUCAAUUUUAGCAAGAGAUCCGGUGGCGAUGGCACUAUAUGCGAUUGUUGUUUCAAUUUGUGCUCCUGUGUGGGAGGAGAUAGUUUUCAGGGGUUUCCUUCUCCCUUCCUUGACCAAAUACAUGCCUGUAUGGCGUGCAAUACUGGUAAGCUCAGUUUUCUUUGCUCUGGCACAUUUUAAUGUACAGAGAAUGCUACCGCUUAUUUUCCUAGGAAUGGUGAUGGGUGUCGUUUUUACACGGUCAAGGAAUUUAUUGCCUUCUAUGCUUCUGCACAGCCUCUGGAAUGGCUUUGUGUUUUUGGAUUUAAUGAGAUAAUCAAUCCUGUCUUCUAAUAUUCAAGUGAAGCAUAUGCUUCAGGCCGAUUUUGUGGGGUGUGCUUUGAAUGAAUGCGUAGAGAGGUCUGCCAUCUGAAUGCCACCAAGUAACACGAAUGCUGCAUGCCAGCCAGUAGGCAAUUCAGUUGAUCCAGCAUGGCUCGUUGAAUUGCUCCACUGUUUCUGUUUGUCUUAUAACAUGGACCAAGGAAUGAAGAUUUUAUGUGCAGUUUGGCUGAAGGCAACCUACAAUCUUGAAACUGUAAAACUGCGUUUUUAACUUGUUAGGUGAGGACUCUUUCAUCCUUCAUGGUAAAUAGUAUUUCUUUCUUUUCCA